This is a messenger RNA of Sesamum indicum (sesame), 2016 nucleotides long. Its product is annotated as glyoxal oxidase-related protein. The record is from RefSeq and is a predicted model, not a curated record. NCBI's taxonomy places the organism in Eukaryota, Viridiplantae, Streptophyta, Magnoliopsida, Lamiales, Pedaliaceae.
AAUUUACAAAUAUUAAUGCAGCUAAAUAAAUUUUCUUUACCGGGACUAAAGAUGAAAACAUUGAUGACUGAGGUAGCAGUAGGAUUCCCACUCCAACUGACAUAAUUCGAGAGCAUAUAUAGAUAUAUAUAAAUAACGUUAUUUUAUUAUUAUUUCUCUUUGUCCUGCUUUCAGGCACUGGAACGUCAUCGUCUCUUGGUUUUCAACUCUUGGACAUCACCAUCCAUCCAUCCUUCCUCACUGACACAAUCCACUGAAACUCAAACUGCCCCUUCACUUUCUCUCACUAAAAUUCCCAUGUCGACCACCAAGCUUCUACUAUUCCUCUUCUUUUUCUUCAAUGCCGCAACCGCCGCGGACCUGCUUCCCGGCGUGUGGGAGCUUCUCGUCCCAGACGCCGGCAUAGCUUCCAUGCACACGGCAGUAACACGUUUCAACACCGUCGUCCUUCUCGACCGGACCCACAUAGGCCCAUCAAGGAAACUCCUACCCAAAGAUCGCUGCCUUGUCAAUCCGGCUAACCCGCACCGGAAAGACUGCACUGCCCACUCAGUUCUCCUCGAUUUGCAAACCAACAACAUCCGCCCAUUAACUAUUUUAACCGACACGUGGUGCUCCUCCGGCCAGUUUCUCCCCGACGGCAGCCUCAUUCAAACCGGCGGCGAUUUGGAUGGGUUCAAGAAAAUCAGGAAGUUCACCCCCUGUGAACCGGGCUCAUUCUGUGAUUGGGAAGAACUGCAGGAUCUUGAGCUGUACCAGGGAAGAUGGUAUGCUACUAACCAAAUUCUACCUGAUGGUUCAAUAAUUAUAAUCGGUGGAAAAUCAGCUAAUAGCGUGGAAUUCUUCCCACCGAGAAAGGAAAUUGGCGCCGCGAAUUUCCCCUUUUUGAGUGAAGUAGAAGAUAAUCAAAUGGAUAAUCUUUAUCCGUAUGUUCAUUUACUCCCCAAUGGCGAACUCUUCAUUUUUGCUAACAAUAAAGCUGUAUUAUAUGAUUAUAAUACAAAUAGUGUGACAAAAACUUAUCCUAUACUUGAGGGCGGCCCGAGAAAUUACCCCUCUGCCGGUUCAUCUGUCAUGCUUGCGUUAACAGGAGAUUACUCAUCGGCUACGGUCGUCGUCUGCGGCGGAGCAGAGUAUGGGGCGUAUCUGCAGAGGAUGACGGAUAGUCCGGCUCAUGGUAGUUGCGGGCGGAUUGAGGCGACCCGACCCGACCCCGUAUGGGAAAUGGAAGAUAUGCCGUUUGGGAGGAUCAUGGGUGAUAUGCUAAUGUUGCCCACUGGUGAUGUGCUGAUCAUUAAUGGAGCUCAAGCUGGGACCCAGGGUUUCGAAUUGGCUUCAGUGCCGUGCUUGUAUCCGGUACUGUAUAGACCGGAUCAACCUUUAGGACUCCGAUUCAUGACCCUAAAUGCCGGAACGGUUCCCCGGAUGUAUCAUUCGACGGCGAAUUUGCUGCCGGACGGGAGGAUUUUGAUCGCCGGGAGCAAUCCCCAUUACUUUUACAAGUUUAAUGCUGAGUUUCCGACGGAAUUGAGGAUCGAAGCGUUUUCGCCGGAGUACCUGUCGGCGGAUAAAGCGAAUAUUAGGCCGAGUUUGGUUGAAUUGCCGGAAAGGGUGGGAUAUGGGGAGGUGUUCGAGGCGGGAGUGACGGUGGAGCUGCCGGUGGUGGGGAUAGUGGAGGUUAAUUUCGCGAGUGCGCCGUUCGCCACGCACUCGUUUUCGCAAGGGCAGAGAGUGGUGAAGCUGUUGGUGGAAACCCCGGCGGUGGAGGGUGGGGGGAGGUAUAGAAUAAAGUGUACGGCUCCACCGAACGGGAAGGUGGCGCCACCAGGGUACUAUAUGGUGUUUGCGGUGAACCAAGGUGUGCCGAGUGUGGCUAAGUGGGUCCAAUUGGUGGCUUGAUCCAUCCUUUUCAACUUUCCUUUUUUUUUUGGAAAUAUGAUUAUAGGUGUCGGUGAAUUCAGUAAUUUCAUAAUUUUGAUUUCUUGAAUGAAUUUUUGAAACAACAAAUUUAUUGAA